AUGGUGAAAAUUAUGAUGUGGCUUGAGGUGUACCUCUCUGGAGAGAGGCGGGCAGUGCUCUGCCGCCUGUCUGCAGCAGGAGUCACUGAGCCUCCGGUGCUCUCAUCUGCGGAGCGAGGCUUGCUGGGUUUGGUGGGCGUCAGGCUGGAUCCUGACAGCAAACCCUGCAUUCCUGUGCCCAUACGAGGGAGAUGUCACUGUGCGAGUGUGCAAGAAGAGGCCCCGGGCAUCUUCCGGUCAUGCACACACAAGUGGGCAUGCUGCCUGGGAGGAAGGCAGGCGGGCACAAAAGGGAAUUUUAAAGGUCUGUGUAAGCAAAUCGAUCACUUCCCUGAGGAUGCAGAUUAUGAAGCCGAUACAGCAGAAUAUUUCCUCCGGGCUGUUAGAGCCUCUAGUAUUUUCCCGAUCCUGAGUGUGAUUCUGCUUUUCAUGGGUGGACUCUGCAUUGCAGCCAGUGAGUUCUACAAAACCCGACACAACAUCAUCCUUAGUGCCGGCAUCUUCUUCGUGUCUGCAGGUCUGAGUAAUAUAAUUGGCAUCAUUGUAUACAUAUCAGCCAACGCUGGAGACCCCUCCAAGAGUGACUCUAAGAAGAAUAGCUACUCCUAUGGCUGGUCCUUCUAUUUCGGGGCCCUGUCCUUCAUUAUAGCCGAGAUGGUGGGAGUGCUGGCUGUCCACAUGUUCAUAGACCGGCACAAACAGCUGCGUGCUAAUGCUCGUGCCACGGACUACCUCCAGUCCUCCGCCAUCACCCGCAUCCCCAGCUACCGGUACCGCUAUCAGAGACGCAGUCGCUCCAGCUCCCGCUCCACUGAGCCUUCACACUCCAGGGAUGCCUCUCCCGUCGGGAUCAAAGGGUUCAACACCCUCCCAUCAACAGAGAUCUCGAUGUACACCCUGUCCAGGGACCCGCUGAAGGCAACCACCACCCCCACCGCCACCUACAACUCCGACAGGGAUAACAGUUUCCUCCAGGUUCACAACUGUAUCCAGAAAGAGAACAAGGACUCUAUCCACACCAACACAGCCAAUCGCCGGACCACCCCGGUAUGAAGCCGUCGCCAGGAGCUGAAAAUGGGGCAGGAACGGG
Messenger RNA from Prinia subflava (tawny-flanked prinia), 1090 nucleotides. It is a transcript of the gene CACNG2, whose product is annotated as calcium voltage-gated channel auxiliary subunit gamma 2. Gene Ontology annotation, molecular function: voltage-gated calcium channel activity; channel regulator activity. The record is from RefSeq and is a predicted model, not a curated record. The transcript has 5 exons. Gene Ontology annotation, cellular component: AMPA glutamate receptor complex; postsynaptic density membrane; voltage-gated calcium channel complex. Lineage: Eukaryota; Metazoa; Chordata; Aves; Passeriformes; Cisticolidae. The coding region runs from base 1 to 1053 and encodes 350 amino acids. Gene Ontology annotation, biological process: neurotransmitter receptor internalization; transmission of nerve impulse; positive regulation of synaptic transmission, glutamatergic.